Diorhabda carinulata is the source of this 2281-nucleotide messenger RNA. Its product is annotated as growth factor receptor-bound protein 14-like. Gene Ontology annotation, biological process: signal transduction. The record is from RefSeq and is a predicted model, not a curated record. NCBI's taxonomy places the organism in Eukaryota, Metazoa, Arthropoda, Insecta, Coleoptera, Chrysomelidae. The coding region runs from base 382 to 2094 and encodes 570 amino acids. The transcript has 10 exons.
UAUUUCUAAUGUGGCAACGUUGAAAUCGCGAGUUGAUUUUCGCAAAAGCACGUCGCACUGUUUUGACUCUUUGAAAUCGUGGAAGUGUACGGCCAUUCUUUCCUUCACUCAUCACCGAUGUUAGUGCCGGUUCUUAUGUUCAUCACAAUGUGUGUGUAAGUGAAUGUUGUUUAUCUGUGUUGAUGCGUGCGUUAAUUUUUUUUAUAUCAAAUAGUACUUGAGAGACUAGGUUUUAUCGUGUGUUGUUUAUAACUCAGGUCUCUUUAUCGUUUUGUUUUGAUCCGUUUAUUCGUAUUGUGCGGUACAUGUGUGGUAGAUUUUUUAGUGGUUUUUAUAUAUUAAGUAUUUCAUUCAGUACCGGCUGGCUGUACGGAUAGAAUAAUGUUGCAGUUUGGUAAAAAACACGAUCCUUUAAGCGAGUGGUGUCGGUAUCCUCGAGGAAAAUGUACGUGUACGCGCGGUGUCGGUUACUCGCGUUUACAAGAAGUUGUAGAAGAAAGUUUUAGGGAUGUACAAUAUGAAGACCUUCCAUCUACCAGCCAAGAUCAAUCUGAGGAACUCGCCUUUUUCAAUGACAAUGAAAGUUUUCAGUUGGUUGUGGUUGAAAGAAACUUGUGUGCGAGUGAUUUGUGUCAACUUUUAGCUUUGAAAAACAGAUUGUCGAAAAGUGUGCAUUGGAGCAUCUUUGAACAGUGGAAUGACUUAGGAUUAGAAAGACUGGUAGAAGACCACGAAUACGUUUUAGCAGCAUAUAGAGAUAUGAAACGAUUUUCUUACCAUGCGAGAUUCAAAUUUAGGUUCAGAAAAGAUUUUAGAAAAUACGAAUUCUUCCAUCAUCCCCAACAAUUCUUUCCUAAUGGGAUGUUGAACAUCGAUAAUGACCCUACAGACGAACAAAAAACUGUGUCUCCGAUUCCCACACAUUUACAGGUAGAGCACAUGGUAAUUCAAGAGGGGUUGUGUCCUGUUAUAUUUUCGCAUGUUUGGAUUCGGGACGAACGCAAAAAAAAUUGGGUGAAAAUGUAUAUGACGCUUAGGGAUCAAAUGCUUUUUAUUUCGCAAAAAAUUCAAUCAUUGGCGAAAUUCAUGAGGACUCCGAAGAACCAAGCUAUAGAAUUGAUUUUGGAGGAUAGGAAAUUCAGCAGCGACGUCGAGGUAUAUGCCGAUAUACGUAAAUUUCACGCAUAUACGACACUUAACGCAAAAAAUCAGUUUCGUGCUCCCACCGAGUGGGGCAUCGUUCUACGACCUACUACGUUAUCUACCGACAAAACGGCGGAAAAUAACGACGAAGACGUCGCCGCCGCUGCCUCGACGCCCUUUCCCAUUACUUCUUCCGACCAAUUACAUUGCCUCGCCUGCGAUUCCGAGCGAGUCCGUUCUUGUUGGGUCAUAGCCAUGCGCCUGGCCAAGUACGGGAAGCAGCUCAGGGAAAACUAUAGGGCUUUUCGGAAUAAACAGGGUGAUAGUAUCAACUCUAAAGACUAUAAUAGCUACUCCGUACCUAAUGAAUCUGUCCGUUCUCGUGUUGCCAUGGAUUUCACAGGAGCAGUGGGAAGGAUAGUGGAAGAUCCACAAGAAGCGACAGCCAUAGCAGUUGCCGAAGGAUACUCUUGGAAACGUCGUUGGAGAGGGUAUACAAGGGGAUCUGCUGGUCCAAGUGGUGUUACAUCAACGGCAUUCGUGCAGUCAUUAGAUGCCGGCAUCCAUAUGACUCAGCCAUGGUUUCACAGCGGACUUCCUAGAGAUAAGGCUACAGAAUUAGUAUCUAAACAUGGUACUGUUGAUGGGGUGUUCCUAGUACGUGAUAGUCGUUCCAGUUCUGGUUCAUAUGUGAUAACCUACAAAUGCGGGGGAAAAGUUAUACACGCCCAAGUUAAUCCGAUUCUAGAUCCUCUUCGGGAUCGUGCCGUUUACUCCAUUGAUAACGGGGUGACGAAAUUCUAUGAUCUGCUUCAACUGGUAGAAUUCUAUCAAUUGAAUGCGGGUUGUCUACCAACAAGGCUGACACAUUAUGUAACAUUUACAUUACAAGAAGAUACCUAUGAUAAACAAAGAGAAUUUUCUCAAAGCAAACCUGGAAGCAGCCACUAAAAUGUAUCUGUGCGCUUUUGUUUGUCAUUUACAUAGACUUUUAUUCAAAUUGUUUAAUAUGGUGAUUUUCUAUUUACUUUAACAAAAUAGAAUUAGGAUGAUUGAUUUUGUGAAUGAUUGAUAGAUGACGAUGCAUGUAUUUAUAUGCUUAAGUCCUUUAAAGGUGCAAUAAUAAUGUUUUACAACA